AUGCAUACUAAUAAUGUACAAUAUUUCAGUUUUGGAAGGCCAGAUAAAUCAAAAGUGAUUUAUGCUUGGAAAGUUCAUUGCACUGAAGGAUUAACAUUUUCUAAAGUUGAGGAACUAUCAUCGAAAGUAAAAACUGAUGUGUAUUACAUCUUUGAACAAGAAAAAUAUGCAUUAUUAAAACUUAAUUGUCAUGAUUGGGCACUUGGUUUUGAGAAGCUUCUUCGAUCUCAAACUAAAUGUAACGAAAAAUGUACUGGUUGUAAGAAAUAUAAUUUGGAAUACUUACCGCUUAAAAUUCAAACAUGGAUUAUUUCUGAUACCGUUAGAUUAUAUCCUAUAUUAUAUCCACACUACUAUGCAAAGAAUUUGCUAUUUAAAUGUUUUUUAGAUUUUUCUAGUGCAUUUAACUUCAGAGCUCAUUUUUUAACUAAAACACAUUAUGCUAAAUGGAAAUAA
Messenger RNA from Meloidogyne enterolobii, 456 nucleotides. The record is from the annotation of a GenBank genome assembly. NCBI's taxonomy places the organism in Eukaryota, Metazoa, Nematoda, Chromadorea, Rhabditida, Meloidogynidae.